UUCCGCUGUCCAUGACGAGUUGCGUUGGCUUAGUAUACAAGAUACUACGUUACACAAACUUCUUCACUGGUCUGCAUGCAGCACCUUGGGUUGACAAGGGUAUAAGGUACUCUCGCAGAUCACCGAAGACAUUGAUGGUAACUACGAAUUCAAGCUAUCUAUGCUUAAAUUUAUCUUCCACGCUCCAAAUCUUCCACUGAAAUAUGCCUCCCGGUCCCGUUGACGGAGUCAAAAAUCCCGCACAGAAGGGGGACAAGAAGCAGGACGAUGCGUCCAAGGCGGACCAGCCCAUCGAGGAUCAGACCAAGGACAAGGCCGGCCAAGGGAAAGAAGAAAAGCCCAACGUUAACGGCCCUCAAACUGAUGGAGAGCCUCUACCCAAAGGACCUUGGGGGGAUCGUGGAGUCACGCACCGCAACGCCGGAAUGUACCAAGUCUCCGAGAACGCACCCACUCUGAACGUUCGGAUUAACUUGGAUCUGAGGGCCGAUGUUGCGUUGGAGCUUCACGCAGUUGUGCAGGGAUCUGUCAUUAUUGGGUUAUUCUGAAGUGGCCAUUUAGCUCCAAGUAUGCGGCAAAGUUAUAAUAAACGCUGGGAACGGUGAUAGCAAUGCUUUCGAUUUGAUAGUCAUUAACUAGGGAGUACCUGGUUACUCUGCUUAGUAGGGUAAAAAGGCGCCUGAGCCUUUGCUUCAAUAGACUAAUACUCCCUGUA
Aspergillus versicolor CBS 583.65 is the source of this 715-nucleotide messenger RNA. RefSeq lists its product as uncharacterized. The record is from RefSeq and is a predicted model, not a curated record. The transcript has 2 exons. Lineage: Eukaryota; Fungi; Ascomycota; Eurotiomycetes; Eurotiales; Aspergillaceae. The coding region runs from base 204 to 548 and encodes 114 amino acids.